Musa acuminata subsp. malaccensis (wild Malaysian banana) is the source of this 1366-nucleotide messenger RNA. The record is from RefSeq and is a predicted model, not a curated record. NCBI's taxonomy places the organism in Eukaryota, Viridiplantae, Streptophyta, Magnoliopsida, Zingiberales, Musaceae.
UCAACAAAGGUCGAAAGAUAACACGCCUCAUUGCUGUCCCAUGGACACACGAGAACGAAAGAGACACACGUCUCCAAGAAUCUUCUCCAGUGCUUGGCUAGCUGGAUAACAUGCACACAGCUCUUUUAUCUCGCCCGCAUCUGAACCAUGUGGCAGUGUAUGAUCCAAAACUGGCCUCUGGCCAGCUUUACGUGCGGAGAUUGGAGAAGAAGGUCUACCAGUUUCUAUCUAUCUGUCUAUAAAUAUAUACCAGGCGGCAGACUGGUGUCUUACACUUGCAUCCUUCUUCUUCAGGCAUGGCUUCCUUCCGCGGUGGUUUCCUCGCGGUCGCCAUCCUUUCUCUGCUGGCGAGCGCCGCCCGCGCGCAGCUGUCGCCGGCCUUCUACGCGACGACGUGCCCCAACCUGGAGACCAUCGUUCGGUCGGUCAUGGCCCAAGUCGUCGCCCAGGAUCCUCGGAUGGGCGCCUCCAUGAUUCGCCUCUUCUUCCAUGACUGCUUUGUGAAUGGCUGCGAUGCAUCCGUCCUCCUGGACGACACACCGACGAUGGCCGGCGAGAAGAACGCGAUGGGGAACAUGAACUCCCUCCGCGGCUACGAAGUCGUCGACGCCAUUAAAUCCAGAGUGGAGGCGGCAUGCCUGGCGACGGUGUCCUGCGCCGACGUCGUCGCCCUCGCCGCGAGGGAUUCGGUGAGCCUGCUCGGGGGGCCGUCCUGGACGGUGAUGCUGGGCCGGCGCGACGCGAGGGUCGCGAGCAAGGACGCCGCCAAUGCUAACCUCCCGCCGGCCUCCGACAACCUCAGCAGUCUCAUCAGUAAGUUCGCAGCAAAGGGCCUCGACCUGCGGGACCUGACGGCGCUCUCCGGCGCGCACACCGUUGGCGUGGCGAAGUGCAGCAGCUUCCGGCCCCACGUGUACAGCGACGCCAACGUCGACCCCGGGUUCGCCAUGUUCCGGAAGCGGCUCUGCCCGACCGUCGGCGGCGACGCAAACCUGGCGCCACUGGACCCCACCAGCCCGAACCGGUUCGACGUCAGCUUCUACCGCGACCUGAUGGCCCGAAGGGCGCUGCUGCACUCCGACCAGGAGCUGUUCAACGGCGGGCCGGCGGAUGAGCUGGUGCGGCUGUACAGCUCCAACGGCGGGGCUUUCGACAGGGACUUCGCGGCGGCCAUGGUGAAGCUGGGCAACAUUAGCCCCUUGACGGGGUCCGCCGGGGAGAUCAGAUUGAAUUGCCGGAAGGCGAACUGAUGAGAUUGCACGAAUUCUUUACUGCAAGUAGUCAUACAACAUUUUUAUACGUGUACGUAUGCAGAAAGAAUUUGUGAAGACUACCCAUUCGGGAGUCGGAUUUUAUUAUUUCUUGA